Gekko japonicus is the source of this 423-nucleotide messenger RNA. Its product is annotated as nicotinamide N-methyltransferase-like. The annotation marks the transcript as partial. NCBI's taxonomy places the organism in Eukaryota, Metazoa, Chordata, Lepidosauria, Squamata, Gekkonidae. The record is from RefSeq and is a predicted model, not a curated record. The transcript has a single exon. Gene Ontology annotation, molecular function: N-methyltransferase activity. Gene Ontology annotation, cellular component: cytosol.
AAGGAGGAGAAGGUCCGAAGAACCGUCAAGCGAGUCCUGAAGUGCGACGUGACCCAGCCCAACCCUUUGGCCCCGCUCUCUCUCCCUCCGGCCGACUGCCUGCUCUCCGCCUUGUGCCUAGAAGGGGCUUGCAAAGACCUGCCCGCCUACCGCGCUGCCCUGAAGAACAUCAGCUCCCUCGUAAAACCUGGAGGGCGUUUGGUUCUAUUGGCCAUCCUGGAAGAAACUUUCUACAUGGUUGGCCAGCGCCAGUUCUCUUGCCUUUACCUGGAUCGGGAAUCUGUGGAAGAAAGUGUGAAAGAGGCUGGCUUUGAUAUCGAGUGGCUGGAAAUGAGCCAGCUCUGCUUCCCGGGGACUUUGUACGAUGCCAAGGAAGCAUGUGUGCUGGUGGCACGGAAACACUGACGGGCAGGGCUCUUUUGG